Rosa rugosa (rugosa rose) is the source of this 873-nucleotide messenger RNA. RefSeq names its product pre-rRNA-processing protein TSR2-like. NCBI's taxonomy places the organism in Eukaryota, Viridiplantae, Streptophyta, Magnoliopsida, Rosales, Rosaceae. Gene Ontology annotation, biological process: maturation of SSU-rRNA from tricistronic rRNA transcript (SSU-rRNA, 5.8S rRNA, LSU-rRNA). The transcript is spliced from 5 exons. Gene Ontology annotation, cellular component: nucleus. The record is from RefSeq and is a predicted model, not a curated record. Bases 183 to 764 code for a protein of 193 amino acids.
AAGACUGGGGGUUGAUUGGUUUGAUUAGGUUUUGGGUGUCCACUAUUUGAUUUGAAAGUUUGGUUCUUCUGAGGAAUUUGUAUUUGAUUGAUUGCAGAUAGAGGUUCUUUUCUUCUUCUUCUUUUCUGUGUUGCAAGUGUAGUAGCUACUUCUAUCUUUCUCCGCCUCCAAGAGCCUUGAAAAUGGAGCCUGAGAGAAAGCUAACGGCGGCGGCUGUGGCGGCGUUCCAAGAAGGGGUCGGGUUGGUUCUGUCGCGGUGGUCGGCGCUUCAAUUGGCCGUCGACAACGAGUGGGGUGGCCGUGAAUCGCGCCUCAAGGCCGAGCAACUGGUCUCUGAUAUCGUCUCCUGGGUCAAUUUCUCCACCGAACCUCUUUAUAUAGAUGAUUUAGAAGAAAUGCUCAUUGAAGCUAUGAGUUUUCUCAAUACUGUGAUAGAGGAUGGUAGCAUUGAGGAGGUAGCUGAAAAAAUAAUGAUUAUGCAUGAAGAAUGUUUGGAUUGCAAUUUCAAGUCUAUUGAAAGCCUAAGGGAAGCCAAUAGUCGAAGAGUUCCUACUCCUCAUGUUAAACAGGUUGUCAAUGAUGAAGAAGACAGUGACGAGGAUGAUGAUGAUACUGAUCCUAGCAUGAAUAAAGAUGAUUCAUCAAACAUGAUUGUGGACAAACCAGAGUCUCAUGCAGUAGAGCCAAAGACCAAGCAGGCAGUUGAAGCAGAAGAUGGUUGGGAGGUAGUUGGACCAAGAAGAAGUAGGGGUAAAAGGAAUUAGGUUAAACCCCUUAUACUCAAUAUUAUAUGCAGACCCAGUUGUUUUCAUACCAUGUGUGUAAAAGACGUUAAUCAGUUUUAUAUAUGAUUUUGUGAUUGUUCUUGAAGCA